AUGGCGGACGGAGUGGUGACGCAGGCGUUCUCCCUGGCCGGGUGGGCGGUUCUACCAAAUUUUGCCACCGCCAUUUUGCAAUCGACAUAUUAUCGGUUGACCGUUCGGGCUGGCCAGAGACACCCACAGCCGGGCGAGCCCGCGUUUGCUCAGCACAACCGUCGAAUCCGAAUCUUUGUUUUGUGUCUGUAUUUAGUCUACACCCUGACCCAGGCCUUAUAUGACAUCAGGCUUGCCGGGGAUUUCUACAGCACGCUCGGCGCCACGCCGUGGUCAACGGAGAAAGAAGUGAAGAGUCGGUUUCGACGAUUGGCUGCAAAAUAUCAUCCGGACAAGCUGCAUGAGAAUGGAAGGUCGUUUCCGGGCGCAGACGAGAUCUUUGUGCAAAUCAAGCUGGCGCACGACACGAUACUGGAUCCAGCAAAAAGAUUUGCCUAUGACCGCUUUGGUCCCAGCGUCGUGCAGGUACAACGGCCAGGUCUCAAGACGAUGAGAGAUUAUGUCUAUGCUGGGCUUCAAUCCAAAAUCCCAGAGUAUAUCAUGAGUGCGGUGAUACUGGUUAUCAUGAACUACGUUUGGCUGCCCAAAUGGGGACAAUUUUGGCGCUACUGUGCCAUCGCCACCAUGGCCUUUCUCGAGCUCUACUUCCUCACACAUACCUGGGAACCUCCGAAGCUGGUCCUUCUAUGGGCAUCUCUCGCUCAAAACGCCGCACCACAAUUGUUUCCGCCACAGCUGUUACCCUUUCAGAUCUUGGAGCUGGCUAGGCGUAUGUCCAUGUCUCUGAACAUCUUCAUCUCGCAGCUUGCCCCUCCAUCGCACAGGAAUGCUGCGUUGGGCGAUUUGCAGAGCCAGCAGCAGAUCAUCCACCUAUCUCAAAUUGUCGAUAGGGUAGAUGGAGAGUCUGCAAGUCUUGUUCAGUCAGGUCUUGGUCCCUUCAGAGGAGCGUCCGAACAUAGGGAAGUUUUGCGAGCGGGGAUGAGAGAUUCGCUCGUAGCUGGCGCUCUACGCAAUCAUCCUGAGGUUCGGGAGGCCGUUCGGCGAGCGUUGGUCAGAAGGUCAGAAAGGUCAGUGCCGCCGAGUACCGACUAGGACGGUCUAGAUAGAUCACAAACUUGAUGAUAUUACGACAUUCUUGAACA
This is a messenger RNA of Exophiala mesophila, 1142 nucleotides long. RefSeq lists its product as uncharacterized. The record is from RefSeq and is a predicted model, not a curated record. The transcript has 2 exons. Bases 1 to 1092 code for a protein of 363 amino acids. Gene Ontology annotation, biological process: protein refolding. Gene Ontology annotation, cellular component: cytoplasm. Lineage: Eukaryota; Fungi; Ascomycota; Eurotiomycetes; Chaetothyriales; Herpotrichiellaceae.